AUGGGAAAUAUUCGUACUAUUAUCUCAAGAACUCUGCUGUUGGGGCUGAUACGGCCAGUGGUUUCGGAUUGUGAAUGUGGUUAUUCCGUGAAUUCCACCUCGUCCGCCCGACAUGAAGUUUUUACCGACCUGAUUGAAUCAGACUUCCUCUUCAUUCAAAACAUCUCUCUCGAUACUGAUUGGUCAAUCCAAAGAUAUUGGACAUCUUAUGAUCCAAGCUCCGGCUAUUACGGAACAAACUACACUGCUGCCAAUGUAGUCUCCAACCCUCUCAGAAAUGCUACCCUGAGUUCCACCGAAAGUGAACUGGGCGGUGAUGCUGGCUUACAACUAUAUGUUCGCGGGGACAUCCAAUCCAAUGGACUCGUUCCUUGCGGGCAGGUCAAAACUGUUCGAGAUGAUAUUCAAUAUGGCUCGUUCCGCACAUCAAUGAAAUUGACUCCAGUCAAUGGAACCUGCAGUGCCUUUUUCUCCUAUUAUAAUGAUACGCAAGAGAUUGACAUGGAGCUUCUUUCUCGUCAAUACGGACAAUAUACUCUUAACUCGACAACCCCAUUCUCCCCACUCAACCUGGUCUUUCACUCGAUUCAGUCCAUUAUCGAUGGAUAUCAGCUCCCAAAUACAUCUACCUACGGUCGUCCAGUUCUCGCUGUCGACCUGACAAGCGAUUAUCACGAAUACCGCUUUGACUGGACGCCCGAUCGGGUCUCCUUUUACUUCGAUGGUAAUUGGCUCUGGGAUCUCAUAACAGAUGUCCCAUCCUGGAACACUGCUGUCCUCUUCAGUCACUGGAGUAACGGGGCAUCCGGGUGGACUCAGGGUCCACCAGAGGAAGACGCUAUAAUGACAAUCAGCUAUUUCAAGGCAUAUUUCAACAGCAGCGACUCUCAGCGUACUUCGGAUUAUAAUAAUCGGUGCAAGGAACCCUCUGCGCCGAAUGCUAUCUGUGUUAUUCCUAAUGACCCGGGGAAUAACACGUCGUCUUACUUCUUUUCGCAGCACACAAAUAUGACCUCAAAUCAAACUGUUUACACUGGGGAGACAAGCGGUACGGGUAGAAAACCUGAAGCCAUCCAUGCAGUGCCGGUGAUCCCGUCAAUCCCUUCCUGA
Messenger RNA from Penicillium malachiteum, 1110 nucleotides. RefSeq names its product glycoside hydrolase family 16 protein. Bases 1 to 1110 code for a protein of 369 amino acids. The record is from RefSeq and is a predicted model, not a curated record. The transcript has 4 exons. NCBI's taxonomy places the organism in Eukaryota, Fungi, Ascomycota, Eurotiomycetes, Eurotiales, Aspergillaceae. Gene Ontology annotation, molecular function: hydrolase activity, hydrolyzing O-glycosyl compounds. Gene Ontology annotation, biological process: carbohydrate metabolic process.